Messenger RNA from Hippocampus zosterae (dwarf seahorse), 3986 nucleotides. It is a transcript of the gene ush1c, whose product is annotated as Usher syndrome 1C. Gene Ontology annotation, biological process: inner ear auditory receptor cell differentiation; inner ear receptor cell stereocilium organization; sensory perception of sound. Gene Ontology annotation, cellular component: cilium; plasma membrane; stereocilium tip. Gene Ontology annotation, molecular function: protein binding. NCBI's taxonomy places the organism in Eukaryota, Metazoa, Chordata, Actinopteri, Syngnathiformes, Syngnathidae. Bases 308 to 3256 code for a protein of 982 amino acids. The record is from RefSeq and is a predicted model, not a curated record. The transcript is spliced from 27 exons.
UAGUCUCAUGUACAUUAUUUGUGCAGUUUUUAAGUUGUGUGUGAAUGACUUAAGAGUGUGACUGUUUACCCCUGUGUCUGAGAUGUAAGAUGACACUCCUGACCUUCCUUCUUCAGCCUCCCCUACUGUACUGCUAUUAUUCCAUUGCUGUGGUUUGUUGGGAGAGGACCAGCAGUCUAAAAGCUUCAGUAGAGAAGCAUUAUCAUGCUCAACAUAGCGCAAACCUUUCAGAAAAACUAAGAAUGUUAGUGGAAUCUUAAUCUUGCAGGGAAGUUAUACAUAGUAUACUGAAUUGUAAACAAGGAAAAUGUGUUACAUUAGUGACUGGCCGAAGCGCUUUUUAAAAACCAUCCUACGACAUCUGAGUCGUCAUCAGGUGGAGUUGUUGAUUGAAAAUGAGGCUGAGAAGGACUACUUGUAUGAUGUCCUCCGCAUGUAUCACAAGUCCAUGGAUUUGCCUGUGCUUGUUGGGGACCUGAAGUUGGUAAUCAAUGAACCAAAGCGUUUGCCCCUGUUUGAUGCUAUCCGACCGCUCAUCCCACUCAAACACCAGGUCGAGUACGACCUGCUAACCCCGAAGAGGUCCAGGAAGCUGAAAGAGGUGCGAUUAGAUCGCACACAUCGUGAUGGACUGGGUUUAAGUGUCCGAGGAGGGCUGGAGUUUGGCUGUGGUCUCUACAUAUCACAAAUUGUCACAGAUUGUCAGGCUGGUAAUGUUGGUCUUCAGGUGGGUGAUGAGAUUGUUCGCAUCAACGGAUACUCCAUCUCUUCCUGUAUACAUGAGGAAGUCAUCAGUCUAAUCAAGACCAAGAAGAUUGUGUCGCUUAAAGUCAGACAUGUGGGGAUGAUUCCUGUAAAAAGUUCCUCAGAUGAACCCCUCAAGUGGCAGUUUGUCGAUCAAUUUGUGUCAGAAUCAGGGGAGAAAAAAAGCAGUGUUGCUGGUUUGGCAUCGAUUGGGGGGAAGGAGAUCAAAGAGAAGAAGGUUUUCCUCAGCCUUGUCGGGACCAAAGGUAUGGGCAUCAGCAUCUCCAGUGGUCCCACACAGAAACCUGGCAUCUACAUCAGCAACGUCAAAGCAGGCUCGCUAUCUGCAGAGGUCGGACUUCAGAUUGGAGACCAGAUUGUGGAGGUGAAUGGGGUAGACUUCACCAACGUGGACCACAAGGAGGCUGUGCGAGUCCUCAAAAGCAGCCGAAGCCUGACCAUUACAGUUCUGACAGGAGCUGGCAGCGAGCUGUUUAUGACGGACGAGGAGCGUCUGGCAGUGGAGGCACGCAGGGAACUAGAGAGGCAGGAGCUGAUGCAUCAGAAGAGGGUGGCUAUGGAGACCAACAAGAUUCUUAAAGAGCAGCAGGAGAAGGAGAGACAAAGGAAAAUGGAGAUCUCACAGAAGGCUGCAGAGGAAGAGCACCGCUACAAGCAGGAGAUGGAGAGGAUUGAGGCUGUGGAGAGGAAACACCACAGAGAGUGGGAAGAAGACUAUGGUGCCACCGAGCGGCCUCAGGCUCCUCAAAGGAGCCCAUCACCCAGCCCACUUGAGAUUACAACCACUCAGUCUCCAAAGGCCAAAAGUUCUCCGUUUAGCUGGUUUUACCGAUAUGAGGGGAAACUUCCUUCAUUCCGCAAGAAAGGCGAGAAGAAGAAGAAAAAGAAAAAAAUGUCCAACACAGACACGCUGCUGGAGCAGAGAAAAAACAAAAAGGAGAUGGAGUUUGAGCUGAAAUUGGCCAAGGAGAAAGAAGAGAUGUACGAAAAAGAGAAGCAGUUGAAGAUCAAUAGGCUGGUUCAGGAGGUUUCAGAAACAGAGCGGGAAGACCUGGAGGAGUCUGAGAAAGUACAACACUGGGUUGAGUGUCUUUGUCAGACUCGCUUGGAACAAAUCUCUUGUGUGGAGAACGAGUCACCAGAGCUGUCACCACCACUUUCACCUUCUUCGGAGCCCAAGCUGAAACGUUUCCCUGGAGGUCACUUAGCCACGACUGACCUGGAUGACAUUAACUUGGAUCAUGUGGAUCAGAGUCUGAAGGGGCCCCUGAAGAGACUAGCCCCCACCCCACCAGUUAUUAGCCAGCCUCCCCCUCCUUUGCCUCUCCCGCCGCCUUCACCCAAACUAAACCCCACCAUCCCCAACUAUUCUUCGAAAGUAUCUCCACAGUGCCAGCCACCGUCUGCGCCCAUCGCUCGGAAACCCCCGUCUGCCUCGUCUCCCUUGCCCAACAAGGGGCGCAGACCUCUUCUAUCACAAGCCCCACAACCACCUUCCUCCUAUUAUCCCCCUGCACCUCAAUCAAUCCACCCACCUUCAUCCCCUCAGCCCACGCCGACACCUACCCCGCCGCCCCCGCCUCCUCCACCUCCACUCCCGCCGCCCCCGCCUCCUCCACCGCCCCAACAGCCUGAAGAAAGAGUAGGUGCCCCGAGUGGAUACCGCCAGCACCAUAAUCUGUUUCCCUCCUCAAGUCCACCUGAGCGCCGGAGUGAAUGGGAGGCGGGUGGCUACCUCCCAAGAGGCGGCCUCUACUCAUCCAACCCGAGUGAAGUGUCCUGUCCUUCAAGUCCCAAGGUUAUGAGAAAUACUUCACAUGCCAGUCACAUUUCCACUCCUUCCUUGCAACUGGCACCUAGUCCUCCGAACCAAAGGAGUCCUAUGAUCCCCGUCAUGUCGAAGCCCAUCAUGCUGCCCCAGUCGCAGGCCCACCGACCAGACCCGCUCAGACCUGCUGUUCGUUCUGAUGGCCUGCCUGCAGAAAUGUUGAAACGUAUGGUGCCUUUCAACUCUUCUUUUAAAUCAAGCAGCAAACCACAAGGCUUUCAGAAGUACAUGGAAGACUUCGAUCCCCACUCAAUGUUCUCAUCAGACCAGAUAGCAGGGCGAGACGUGAGAUUGCUGCGAAUCAGAAAGGAGGGACAGCUUGACUUGGCUCUGGAGGGUGGUGCUGACUCCCCUUUGGGGAAGUUAGUGGUCUCGUCUGUCUAUGAGGGAGGGGCUGCAGACAAGCACGGUGGUAUUGUACCAGGUGAUGAACUUAUGGCUGUUAAUGGGAAGAUACUGAUAGAUGCUCCGCUGACUGAAGGACAAAACUCACUGGCACGAGCCUGGAAUAGUGGAGGGGACUGGAUCGAUGUUGUUGUUGCAGUGUCGCCCCCAAAACAUUAUGAAGAUGAAAUCCGAAAGUCAGUCAGUCCCAGUGUGAACAGAAAGGUGUUUGAAGGCAGUGCAACACUGUACAGGCACGGGUACCUGCUUCAGUCCUAACCCGCAACCCGAACCUUCUUCUAGUCUCUGCGUAGACCACCAGUCUGGUUAAGAAGAUGGAGCGUUUUCAUUCUUGAGGAUUUCUUUGGGAUUUACCUUAUCGUUUCCAUCAUAUCACAAUAAUGCACUUUCCUGCAGCCUCCUCAUGCUUCUUUUUGCUCUUAGUUUGCAAAUUUGGGACGGAAUAUCCCGCUGAGAGAGUGAAUUGCCUUUCUCUUGAUUUGUAAAGGAUGCUCAUGAUCAGUACUCAAUUUGAUAAAGUAGUUUUCCACACCUCUGUGGGGCUGGGCUAUGAAACCAAAGCCCCCACCCCUCUCCCUAAAAAAACGCGUUUAUGCUUUCCUAUAUGCUUGUGUCUUAGUGGGAAUAGAUGUGUGUCGUAUCUCAGGCAAUUUCAAAUCGAGUCAACUCAACUGCCGUUUACAGGAAUAACAAAGGAAUUAAGAAUCCAUAUUUGCUGUCCAGUUUUGCCUCAUCGUUAAUGAAACUAGCAAAUCCAUUCAUCCACCAAUCUAUCCAUGGCAGGAAGAAUCUAGACAAAAGCCACGCAAGCGCAGGAAGAAUUUGAAGAUUUGGUCCUUGAACCUCUCAAUUGGGAGAAAAACAUGCUGCAGAAAAUGGCCAACAUGAAAUUCAUACAUUUGUUCUCAUAAAAAUGUCUAACAAUGUUUUGCCACUUUCUUGUGUCAUUUCCCGCUCAAAGAUUCCCAUUAAAAGUAUUUGAUCUUCA